Molecule: messenger RNA, 2038 nt
Organism: Trichoderma atroviride IMI 206040
Lineage: Eukaryota; Fungi; Ascomycota; Sordariomycetes; Hypocreales; Hypocreaceae
Biological process (GO): glycine decarboxylation via glycine cleavage system; protein lipoylation
Cellular component (GO): glycine cleavage complex; cytoplasm; mitochondrion
Source: RefSeq, a predicted model, not a curated record
CUCUUUUGUUUUCUCUCUUUUUUUUCGCUCAACCUCCUCUCUCUGUCUGUAUUAAAAGCUUCCUCGGCAAACAGAGAAACCCCCCAGACACAAAAAUGGCCUCAAUUGCUGCCUCCCUGCGCGCUGCCCGCCCCGUGGCCAUGCGCUUUGCACCCCGCGCUGCCCCGAUGGCUCGACUGGCGAUGCCCUUUAGAAGCUUUUCCAGCACCCGCCUGAGCCUCGCCCGCAAAUACACCAAGGACCACGAGUGGAUCGACCUCUCGGCCGACCGCAAGACCGGCGUCAUUGGCAUCUCAGAGUACGCCGCCGAGCAGCUGGGCGACGUCGUCUACGUCGAGCUGCCCCCCGCGGGCGAAUGGACCGACCAGGGCGACUCCAUCGGCGCCGUCGAGUCCGUCAAGAGCGCCAGCGACAUCAACGCGCCCAUCCGCUGCAAGGUCACCCACACAAACGCCCUGCUGGAGGAGAAGCCCGCCACGAUCAACCAGGUGCCCGAGGACGACAGCGCCGGCGGCGGCUGGAUUGUCAAGGUCGAGGUGGACGAGGAGGGCGCGGCGCAGUUUGACGAGCUGCUGGAUGCCGAGGCGUACAAAGCGUUUACGUCCGAGUAAGGAGGCCGAGUGAAAGAGGGGCGGCUAAAAGAUUAGACGAUGGGCAUGUUUUGCGAUUGAUUGACUAAGAUAUUGGUGUGAAAUAUGGGGACGGUGACCUUUAACAAGAAGAGAGAGGGGGGGAGGAAGAUAUAAAAGAAAAAGAGCGAGAAAUAUCACAUCUCUUCAUUGAGAAGAUGAUGACAAGAGCUGGCCUGAAAUGGUGUAGAAAAAAAUCAAAACAGUUCAACCUGGUAAUCAGCGGAGGGGAUGGAUUUAAAUCUUGUAUAUCUAUUUAGCAAACAAACAGGUUCGCAUUUUGUGUACCAUGCCAUAUUUCAUCAGAUGAGGGUAUACAUUUUGUGGUUUGUCGUGCGUCGUUAAAAUGAUGAUGAUGCAAAUGUUUUCCUUGCUCCAAUUUUCCAUUGACCUUGUCCUUCCAUGUCAUUCACACCUCCAAUUUCCAUUGUUUGCCCUUCCGUCUCAUUCACACAUAGUCGUACAGCAAGCUACACCAAUUCUUAUUUCGCUGGCGGUGGUGCCGGCUUGUUCUUGUUGAUGUCGUCCAAGAUCUUGUUUGCGCCCUUGUCCACCAGAUCGGCCGCCAUCUUGACGCCAAACUUGUCGGCCUCCUCCGCGGACGCAAUCGUCUGAACCUCCUCGCCGUCCACGCCCUCUGUGCCCUGCACCGACACGACCGUGGCCCGUAGCCUCAGCUGGCCCGGCGCAACCCACUUGGUCUCGACGCCAAUGGGCACGCUGCAGCCGCCCUCCAGCGCGCGCAUCAGGCUCCUCUCGGCUAUCGUUGCCAGACCGGCGUUCUUGUCCUCGAUCAGCUUGAGGGCGUCAAUCACUUUUUGGUCGCCGGCGCGACACUCGAUGCCCAGUGCGCCCUGUCCCACGGCGUGCAGGAUGCCGCCAUUGUCCAGCUCGAGGAACUGCGAGAUGUGAGCGUCGAGGCCCAUUCGCUGCAGGCCGGCCGCCGCCAGGAUGAUGCCCGUCAGCUCGGGGUCCUCGUCGAGUUUGCGCAGCCGCGUCUGGAUGUUGCCCCGGUGGUCCUUGAACUUGAGGUUUGGGUAUCGUCGCGCGAGCUGGGCGAUGCGGCGCACGCUGCUGGUGCCGAUGAUGCUGCCCGCCGGCAGGUCGGCCAGGCUCUUCCAGCCGUUCUUGUCAACCAAUUCCUUCUUCAGCACCAGCGUGUCGCGAGGGUCCUCCCGCUUGGUGACGCAGCCCAGCAGCAGGCCCUCGGGCAGCGUCGUGGGCAUGUCCUUUAGCGAGUGCACAAUGAUGUCGAGCUCGUUUGCCUCGAGCUUGUCCUCCAGCUGCGUCGUCCACAGGCCCUUGCCGCCAAAGUUGUAGAGCGCCGUCGUCUGGUCGCGGUCGCCGGUGGUUGUCAUUCCGUGGAUGGGGAACGAGUAGGCGGGCAGCACGGCUUGAAGAGCAGCGAC